This is a messenger RNA of Rotaria socialis, 1240 nucleotides long. The record is from the annotation of a GenBank genome assembly. NCBI's taxonomy places the organism in Eukaryota, Metazoa, Rotifera, Eurotatoria, Philodinida, Philodinidae.
UGCGUUGAGUGAUCUGAUUGAUAACGGAGGGCACAGAGCAAUUGAUGCUCGAGGACUUCUAGCAGCUACUCAAGAACCAUUGUUUCUCGUCUCUAUGUUCAUUCUGCACAUCUUGCUUGGUUCAAUCAAGAUACUCAGUGAUCAAUUAAAAGGUAAGCUCUUUCUAUUAUUUUGUAAAAGAGCAACUAUUUCUUCUUCGUUUGUCAUAGCUAUCUCAAUUGAUUAUACUAGUGCGAAAGAAUUCAUUCGAUCAAUAAUUGACCAAAUUCAAUUUACGCGCAGUGAAACAACAUUCAAGUGCUUAAUCAAUGAUGUUACAGACUUUGGAAAGAAGCACAACAUCAAUUUGGAUCAACCAACAAGAUUCCGACGAAGAGCCUCGAUACCUACCAGAUUUAAAGACUCAGUUAUCAUUACAACAACUAUUGGCCAACGAGAUCGAGGAGACCAGUAAUCAUUCAAGUCAAAUGAAGAAAAAUUUCGACAGGAACUACUCUAUUCACUUAUUGACUCUAUACUUCUUGAACUGAAUGAUCGUUUCGGCGAUGAAAAUAUCCUUCUUCUUGCAAGCGUAUCAGCUGUUCAUCCGAACAAUCAAAAGUUUUUGGAUAUUGAAGAACUCAAACCACUAGCAUCUCAUCUUACAAUCGACAUCAAUCAACUCGAUAACGAACUCAAUGUUGUCAAACACUUUAUUCGUGAGAAACGAACAACGAUGAAUACCAUCAAAGAUCUAUUGACUGAAUUGGCACCAGUGAAUGAAGCAUUUCCAGCAACAACUUCUCUACUGCGGGGUGCUCUAUGUUUACCUGUCUCAUCAACUACCUGCGAACGCAGUUUUUCUCGUAUGAAGUUGAUAAAAGCAUAUUGCCGAAACUCAACAGGCGGCGAGCGUCUCAGCGAUCUUACAGUUUUAGCUGUUGAACGGCUUUCAACAUUGAUUUGGAAGAAACAGUUGAUUUGUUUAAAUGCUUUUAUGUAUGAAACAAUCCGACCGAAAAUUGUACAUACAGCUAUAAAAUACCUUAUUGGACAAGAACUAUAUAAAGAUGAAGGUAUUGUUAUAUCUAAUGCUUGGAUUAAGGAAUAUUUAAAUGAAAGAGAAAAUUUCAUUGUCAAUGAUGAAGAUAAAAAACUUAAUGUGAAUGAAAAUAGGGGAGAAGUUUUUGAUGAUGACGACGAUUGGAAUGAACUUGACGACAAACCAAUAAGUCCAGGAGCUAUACUGAAAUAUUGUUAA